CACGCGCCCAUCCAUGUCCUUGCUCAGCUGCGUCUAUAUAAACAGGAGCAACAAUCACAUGACCAGGCAUUCCUACAGACAAGAGCCACACCUCUCUCCUUCCGACACAGCUCGCAAUUGCAUCAAGUUAUCUUUAGCUGAUUCCGGAACAGCGCUCGGAGAAUCCAUUGCUUGUAAGAAGUCGAGCAAGGAGUCGAGCCACCAUGAAGCUGCUCUCUUUUUUCGGCAAGAAGGUGAAGGCUUCAGCUGCUUCCAGCGACCUGAACCCGUAUGCUGGGUUCUUGACAUCCGAUCCACAGUCCGGCACUCCGAGUGCCAAUAGGUCUCUUCGUGCUGCUGCACAUCAAGCAAGAAAGACCCCUGCUCAGCGAAUCGAGCGAAAAUCCCAUGUCGUAGAUAAACUCUUCGACGCGGAGCAUCAACAGCUCAUCGAGGCCUUCAAAAUCAUCGACAAGAACGGGGAUGGGAAGAUUUCGCAUCAGGAGUUGAGAGCCAUGUGGGCCACCCUCGGGGAGAAAGUGACUAACCAGGAGCUUCGCCUUAUGGUUCAGGAGGUCGAUGUGAACGGGGACGGAGAAAUAGAUCUGGGAGAGUUCAUAAUUCUCAAAAGCAGAUCCGAGGAUGUCGAACAACGAGCUAGGGAGCUAAGAGUAGCAUUCAGCGUAGCGGAUGCAGACCGGGACGGCCAUAUUUCAGCUUCUGAUCUGCAGAAGUUGAUGAAACGACUGGAGAAGAAGGUCACCAUCGCCGAGUGUUAUGUGAUGCUCCAAUGCGUGGAUUCCGAUGGUGACAACUUGAUUGACUUUCGGGAAUUUGAGAAGUUCAUGACCUCUGCCAUCUUCUCAAGAAAAUUCUGAGUACAGCACACGUGAAGAGCAUGCGUCGUCGCACCUUUAAAUCCCAAGCAAUCUACAUCAGAGUUUCUGUCGUCCAGUAACUGGAUGCAGCAUCUCCGGCCUUAUGGCAGGCCUGAAAUCAAUGUAUUUCAGGCUGCCUAACCUCAAACCAAGUGGACCUGUCGAAGACCAGCAAGACCCGAGGAAGCGAGCAGGUUUAGAGUUCCUAUCACAGCCGUAGCCGUGCAAUCCCGUCCAUUCGGAGCUGAACAAAAGUGGGACGAACCCGGUGACCUUGUUACAGACUCACACAUCGAGAAAGCUUAUACCUCAUGGAGCCUGAAAAUUAAAGCACCUUUCUACAGCAGCCAGCCACGUAAACGGGCACAGAUGAACGAGUGGAUGUUGGUGACAGGAUUGGCUGAUCAAUACAUGAGAUGGACUCCGGAAGAAUUUACAUGAUCUGUUGAGGUCUUCCUGUCAAGUAGUGAAGUUCCAUGGCGCAGAAUUUACACGAGUCUCUGUGGGUAAUUGAGCUGAAGUUUACAUGUGCUCCACGAGUCCCAUCCUCUGGAUCGUACAGGAUGUAAAUGAGGUUUCCGACGGCUAUUGAUUUUAUCUCGAGCAGAAAAAUCAUCUGCAACGCAUUCAGUCUGCAUAUGUGGUCCGAUAUAUCUAGACCACAUAUUAAGCUACUUCCUUCGAGAUGAUGCCGCUUAUAUUUUAAGCAAGCGAGCGUUUCGAACCAUUGAUUUCAAAUAGUUUCAACUUAUCUGCAUAUACUUUCAGUCUGCCGAAAAUGUUCUUACAAAUAUGAUGCAAAGAUUGAUUGUAUAUCCUUUCAAGGUAGUUGAACCGAGAUGACAAAGAUAUGAUCGAGAACCUUUUGCAGCGCAUAAUACAAAUAAGAAACGC
Molecule: messenger RNA, 1751 nt
Organism: Marchantia polymorpha subsp. ruderalis
Lineage: Eukaryota; Viridiplantae; Streptophyta; Marchantiopsida; Marchantiales; Marchantiaceae
Source: the annotation of a GenBank genome assembly